AUGAAAUUCUUCUACCAGGUCAUCACGACCCCGACGGCCGAUACCCCCGGCACGGCCGUUUGCCUCAACUUCUCGGACAAGCGGUACUUUUUCGGUCAGCUAUCGGAAGGAAUACAGCGGGCAUGCACAGAGCGCGGGGUCAAGCUUUCCCUCCUCACCGAUGUGUUUGUCACAGGACGUACAGAAUGGGCCAACACAGGCGGGCUGAUUGGGAUUAUUUUGACCCUUGCCGAUACGGUGUCAACCUCUAUGGCGGCCGUCGAGGAGGAAAAUCGGAAAAAGGCUGCCCGUAGGGCGCAAAGGGAGGUUGAAGAAAAUAUUAAACUCAAAACCCGCGCACCUCAGCAACAUGGCAGGGCAACUGUGGAACGGGAAGGCGAGGUGGUCUUGCAGAGAGGCAACUUGACGAUUCAUGGUUCUGUGAAUCUUACACAUACACUCGCUACGUCUCGGCGCUUUGUUUUCCGGAAGGGCAUGCCGGUGUAUUUGAAAGAAUAUGACUCGGAGACACUCGCCAAGCGGACGUCUAUCGGCGCCGAGGAUCCCUUUGAGAAGCCCUCAUGGUCUGACUCCAACAUCAAGGUGUGGGCCCUGCCUAUUAACCCUCAUCCAUCGGCUCGUCCUCGAGUCAUGCAGCCGCUGUCACAGAGUCCACGAAAGCGGAGCUUGGACGAGUUCCAGGAAUCCGAACAGACCGAAGCUCAAAUGGACCAGCGUACUAAGAAUCUGAUCGUGACGAAGUCCAUUGUGCAGGAUAUGUUCAACUCAACAUGGAAGAUGGAUGCCCUCCAUGAAACCCCAUUGGCCGAGGUCAAGAUGCCGGCCGCCAUAUUCAUUCGCAAUCCAGAGACCAAGGACCUUGAGCAAUACAAAGGUCCGGUGCCGGGUGGCCCAGACGCGCUUCCAGACAUUAAGGUGCUCGUUAGAAAGCCCUGGCCCGGUGCUACUGUAGACAGUCUCCCGAUCACGUCUCCUUCGAAGGAGGCAGUCUGCUAUAUUGUGCGGAACCACGAUAUUCGCGGAAAGUUCGACCCAAAGAAGGCUGAAGAAUUGAAGGUUGAGAAGGGUGCUAAGUACGCAGCGUUGACGAGGGGCGAGAGUGUUCAAUCUCUGGAUGGAAAGAUUGUCACCCCAGAAAUGGUUUUGGGACAGACGCGAUCCGGAAAAGGUGUUGCCAUCAUGGAAGUGCCAUCGUCGGAGUAUGUCGAGGACCUGGUUACUCGGGCCGAAUGGAAGUCACCAGCUGUGACGACCGAGUUGCAAGCCUUCAUCUGGAUUCUUGGACCAGGGGUGGCGGAACAUCCUAGAUUUCAGGAGUUCGUUGCCAGCAUGUCCCACUGCAAGCACACUGUGUCGAGCACAGACCAUUGCCCGAACUAUCUUGCGUUUACCAGCUCUGCCAGCUCGACUGUUCGACUCGCCCGUUUGAAAAGCGACAGCUAUGCGGUUCCUGUUCACGACAAUGUGUCUCUUCCCCAACCCGGAACUCCUAAUGCCAAUUCAAAAUCUGCAAUUGCUGCUCGCGGUGAUUUUCCAUUGCAGCCCCUUGAACCUGGAUUCAUCAUCAACAUGGAGCCCAGUUUUGGGUUCAACAGGGACGAGGUGAUGUCCCGCUUCAACCCAGCGAAUGCAUUGCAUACCAUCCCACGUUCCGUUGAGCAACGGAUGGAAGUCAUUCGCCAACGCGUCGCUAAGCCUGCAUUCCAGAAAAAGUUGCACGCGCAACGGACACAAUGGCCUGGAGCAGAUGCAGAGAUCAUUGCGCUAGGUACCGGUUCCUCUGUUCCCUCCAAAUACCGAAAUGUUUCUGCCACACUGCUGAAGGUGCCUGGAUAUGGCUACUAUCUGCUUGAUUGUGGCGAGAAUACUCUUGGUCAACUGAAGCGAGUUUUUGAGCCUGAAGAACUCCGCGAAGUGCUUCAGAAUCUGCGAAUGAUUUGGAUCAGUCAUUUGCACGCAGAUCAUCACCUAGGAACGGUUUCUGUGAUCAAGGCCUGGCACACAGAGAACUUCAAGAGUGGUUCUGGCUCGGCACUUAGACGUGAAACUGAUAUGGCCAAGAUUCUCCAGGAGAAGCGUCUGGCUGUUGUGUCUGAUGAUGGAAUGAUUUCCUGGUUGGAAGAAUAUUCACAGGUCGAGGACUUCGGAUUCGACAAAUUGCUUACUCUUUCCGCCCGUCCUGAAUUUAAUGGUUCUCAAAUCAUCACCACAUUCUCACACCAACUACCUAAUGGUCAUCGCCAAGCUGUUAAUUUCACGGACAAAUCGUCACCACUCACUCCUCUUCUCAAGUCUGCCACCGGCCUUGCAGAUCUACUCACUUGCCGCGUCAAACAUUGCAAGGGUGCGCUCGCUGUUUCUUUUGUCUUCUCGAAUGGAUUCAAGGUUUCCUACUCUGGCGACUGCAGGCCAUCGGAUAAAUUUGCCAUCAUUGGACAGGGCUCAACCGUGCUCAUCCACGAGGCUACUUUUCAACACGACAUGGUCGGAUCGGCUAGGGCCAAGCGGCACUCGACCUCCUCCGAGGCAAUCGAAGUCGGUCGCCGCAUGCAAGCGCGUGCUGUCCUGCUCACACACUUCAGUCAGCGCUACCAAAAGAUAGCUUUUGUAGAUAGGCGAACCCCAGGCAAAUUACAGUCUAGCCGGGACGCAGCUGCAAAGGAGCCCGCAGAUGCGGACAUCCCAUUCGACGACCCUCAGGAUGAAUUAGUGGGCUCCAAAGACGCCCCACUGUCCGACGACAUCAACUCCGGGGGAGCUGGCCAAAAGUUCGGCGGGUAUACUGGCCCCGUUGCCGGAGCGAUGGACUUCAUGCGCAUCAAGGUUGGUGACUUUGCCCUUGCGCAAGCAUAUGCACCAGCACUGGAGAAGCUCAUUGAACUCUUGGAGCGAGCGGCGACCGAGGAAGCUGAGCGUGUGAAGCAGACGCGCCAGGAAGAAGAGAAUGCUCGCAAGGCGAAGAACAAUAAGAAGUUGGCCAAGAAAAUGGCUACUGCUACCGCUGCGGCAGUUGCAGCUGCAGCAACUGAGACUAGCGAUGUCCAGACUGCGCCCACUCGAUCUGUCUGGAGUGCCAGUGAAAGUGAGGAGGGAUGGGAGACGAGUGACUACGAGGAGUGUUCCUAA
Molecule: messenger RNA, 3126 nt
Organism: Penicillium digitatum Pd1
Lineage: Eukaryota; Fungi; Ascomycota; Eurotiomycetes; Eurotiales; Aspergillaceae
Product: ribonuclease Z
Biological process (GO): mitochondrial tRNA 3'-end processing
Cellular component (GO): mitochondrion
Molecular function (GO): 3'-tRNA processing endoribonuclease activity
Source: RefSeq, a predicted model, not a curated record